UUUUGACCUUUUUUGUAGCGGUUCAGUUCCCGUUCUGGCAUUGCCACUUUUCCCUCCUUCAACACAUUGUAAAGGUCGACCGGCACGAUGAAGACGACAUGGAAGGAUAUCGCGCCAGUGCCCACCUCGCAGGAGUUCAUCGACAUUGUCUUAAGCCGGACGCAGAGAAGGCUGCCAACUCAGAUCCGAGCGGGAUUCAAGAUCAGCAGAAUUAGAGGUUUCUACACGAGAAAAGUCAAGUUCACGUCGGAGACAUUCUGCGAAAAGCUCCAAGCCAUCCUCGAAGGCUUUCCUCGCAUCCAAGAUAUUCAUCCUUUCCACAAAGAUUUGAUCAACACCCUCUACGAUGCGGACCACUUCAAAAUUGCACUGGGCACAUUAUCAAGAGCUAAGGGACUGAUUGAGACAGUGUCGAGGGAUUAUGUUCGACUACUCAAAUAUGCACAGUCAUUGUUCCAGUGCAAGUCCCUCAAGCGGGCUGCGCUUGGUCGUAUGGCCACAAUUUGUAAGAGACUGAAAGAUCCACUGGUAUAUCUUGAGCAAGUCCGACAACAUCUUGGUCGUCUACCUAGCAUCGACCCAAACACUCGAACACUUCUCAUCUGCGGAUACCCGAACGUCGGAAAAUCCAGCUUUCUCAAGUCUAUUACUCGGGCCGACGUCGAUGUGCAGCCCUAUGCCUUCACCACCAAAUCCCUUUUCGUCGGUCACUUCGACUACAAAUACCUCCGAUUUCAGGCCAUUGAUACACCCGGUAUCCUCGAUCAUCCUUUGGAAGAGAUGAACACCAUUGAGAUGCAGUCUAUCACAGCAAUUGCGCAUUUACGAUCAGCCAUUCUCUAUUUUAUGGAUUUGUCAGAACAGUGUGGUUACUCGGUAUCUGCGCAAAUGGCACUUUUCAACUCGAUAAAGCCACUGUUUGCGAACAAGUUGACAUUUAUCGUUGUAAACAAAACAGAUGUGACCAAGCCAGAAGACCUAGACCCCAAAACUCAACAACAGCUCAAUGACCUGCUCACACAAAACACUAACACCGAACUACUACAACUAUCUUGUGUCACCAGCGAAGGCGUCCAGGAGGUCAAGAACACCGUCUGUGAUCGACUAAUCGCAGACAGAGUGGCCGCGAAAUUGAAGGCUGGCCAGGCUUCACAAUCAGCGACUGCCGAUGCACCGACCGGACGCCUUGGCGACCUGCUCGCUCGGAUCCAUGUUGCUAGACCGAUGGAAGGCUCAGUCAGUGACACAUAUAUUCCAGAUGCAGUCAAGGACGGCUCGUACAAGAAAUUCGACAAGUCGGAUCCGGAAAGAAGAAAAUUGGAGCGCGAAAUUGAGGAGGAAGAGGGUGGCGCUGGUGUUUACAAUUUUGACAUGAAGAAGAACUAUCUAUUGGCGGACGACGAGUGGAAGCACGACAAAGUGCCGGAGUUCUUCAAUGGCAGAAACAUCGCCGAUUACGUCGAUCCUGAUAUUGAGGAGAAGCUGGCUGCACUUGAAGCAGAAGAGGACCGUCUUCAAGAGGAAGGUUUCUACGACGAAAGCGAAAGCAUGUCAGAUGAGGACGAUGCGGAUAUUCGCAUGAAGGCCAAUCUGAUCCGCAACAAGACGACACUGAUGAAGAAUGAUGCGAGGAUGAAGAAGAGUCUUAAAAACAAAGCACAGAUCCCUCGGGCGAAGAAGUCACGGACUUUGGGCCAGAUGGACAAGCACUUUACUUCGAUUGGUCUAGACUCAUCUGCUACCACCGACCGAGCUAGGGCUCAGAUUCGGAAUGCUCGUCCCGCCUCCACUGUUGGUGAUGAGAUGGAAGUCGACACGCCCUCAGCAAGGGCUCGAUCUGUAUCACGGGCACCCAGGACGAACAGGCUGACCGAUGGGUUGGGCAAGACUUCAACCGGAGUGACGGAUCCUGUUAGUCGUGACAAGGCGUCGCGCAUUGCGAAACUCGGCCAACGGCAAAUGAACCGCAUGGCCAGACAGGGUGAGGCUGAUCGACAUACCACGGCGUCGUUGCCGGUUCAUCUGCUCAAGGGUAAGAGGACGAACGGUACACACAGAUCGAGGUGAUAUGCCUGUCUUGGUUAUGAUUGAUGAGCUUCUUCUCGUUGCGAUGAUGGCGUCUUAUUAUGCUAGAGGCUGAUGAAGGAUCUGCAUGGACCGGGGUUUGCAUUGCAUGGCAUCGCAUUGGCACACAGUGAAAAAUUGAAAGACGAUUCCAUGAGCUGCAAAGUCGCAAGCUGUCCCUCUUGCCUCCACAUUGUAUUGAAUCAUUAUUUUGCAUCGCAUCGCAUCCGUCAAAAGAUAUCCAAGCGACGUAGUGUCCGGUCUGCUUGUGCUGUCCCAAAAGACAAGGUACUUUUCCAAACAAGAAAGGCCUUUCGUGGGAUUUGCUACUUUGACUCGGGACAAUGAUGCUUUCGAUGCC
Exophiala viscosa is the source of this 2425-nucleotide messenger RNA. RefSeq names its product P-loop containing nucleoside triphosphate hydrolase protein. The record is from RefSeq and is a predicted model, not a curated record. The transcript is spliced from 2 exons. Gene Ontology annotation, cellular component: nucleolus. The coding region runs from base 88 to 2067 and encodes 659 amino acids. Gene Ontology annotation, molecular function: RNA binding; GTP binding; GTPase activity. Gene Ontology annotation, biological process: ribosomal large subunit biogenesis. NCBI's taxonomy places the organism in Eukaryota, Fungi, Ascomycota, Eurotiomycetes, Chaetothyriales, Herpotrichiellaceae.